AUGCAACGUACACUUGCAAGACAAAUAACUUUAGAAAAAGUAAUUGAUGCUGGUCGUUAUGGUAGUGUUCAUCUAGGAAAAUGGCGUGAAGAUCAUGUUGCUGUUAAAAUUUUUUCGGCAAAUGAUGAACGUUCAUGGCUUCGAGAAAUUGAUAUUUAUCAAACUGUUUGUUUAAGAUAUGAAAAUAUUCUUGGAUAUAUUGCAGUCGAUAAUAAGGAUGCAUCGACAUAUACUCAACUUUGGCUUUUUAACGGAUAUCAUGAAAAUGGAUCAGUUUAUGAUUAUUUAAUGACUCAUACAAUAACAAUACCUAUAUUAAUAAAAAUGAUGUUAAGUAUAGCUAGUGGUCUUUGUCAUUUACAUAUGCCAAUUGAUUCAACAAAUGGUUAUAUGGCACCAGAAGUUCUUGAUGGAACAUUAAAUGAACGUAGUUUUGAAUCAUUUAAAGCUGCUGAUAUAUAUGCAUUAGGACUUGUCUAUUGGAAAAUAUUACGAAGAUGUCAAAUAAAUUCAAAUGAAAAUGAUGCUGAUCCAUAUCAAGUACCAUAUGAAGAUAUUUUACCAAAUAAUCCAAUAUUUGAACAAAUGCGUGAUGUUGUAUGUACAAGAAAAAUUCGAUCACCACCAUCACCACGAUGGCAAACACAUCCAAUUCUUCAUCAUCUUGUUCGUUUAUGUAGAGAAUUAUGGAUUGAAGAUCCAGCAUGUCGUCUUAGUAGUCUUAAUGUUAAAAAACAACUUAAAACUCAAAUGAGUUUAAUAGAAAAUAAUUUAUCAAAUAUAAAUAUUGAAUCACAACAACAAUUAACACAAAAUGAUGGUCGAUGGACUCCAUAUAUUCUUGUUCUUUUUCAUUUGUCUAAUUUAAUAAUUAUGGCAACAUCACAAGGAACAACAUUUACAGGUGAUAGUACUACAAUAUCAACAACACAAACAACAGUUAGUGCACCACCAAUAGUAACACGAUCGACUGCUAUUAUACAACUUUUAUCAUUAGAACUUGUUGAUAAAUGUAUUGGAUGA
Rotaria sp. Silwood1 is the source of this 1023-nucleotide messenger RNA. Lineage: Eukaryota; Metazoa; Rotifera; Eurotatoria; Philodinida; Philodinidae. The record is from the annotation of a GenBank genome assembly.